This is a messenger RNA of Salvelinus namaycush (lake trout), 8212 nucleotides long. RefSeq lists its product as uncharacterized. Gene Ontology annotation, molecular function: DNA binding; DNA-binding transcription factor activity, RNA polymerase II-specific. The record is from RefSeq and is a predicted model, not a curated record. Gene Ontology annotation, biological process: regulation of transcription by RNA polymerase II. Gene Ontology annotation, cellular component: nucleus. Bases 1 to 7224 code for a protein of 2407 amino acids. NCBI's taxonomy places the organism in Eukaryota, Metazoa, Chordata, Actinopteri, Salmoniformes, Salmonidae. The transcript has 9 exons.
AUGGCGGAAGAAGAGAGUGAAUUUGAGUUAGAGGGUUUUAAAAAAGAAUUGGAGAGUUUGUUUGUCAGUAACUCAAGUGAAGAAUACGGACUUCAAAGCAAGUUAUACUGUUUACGGUUCUGUAAGUUGGUGGAGGUGUAUUCCGGACGAUGGCAGGUACCCUUGCCACAGCUGCAGGUGCUCCAGACUGCUCUAUGUUCCUUUGUCCAAGCCUCGGCCUGCUUCCCGUCUGACUGUGAACAUGUAUGCUACACACUGAGUAGCCUUGCCCUGAGUGCUUUUGAGCUCUUGCUGUUUUUGAACAGGAAUAAGAUCCUGCAGGAUCCCUUGAAAAAUGUCCUUGAUUCGUUCCAGGAAUGUUUUUCCCAGCUGGAGAGGCACCAGAACAUUCACCUGCUCCAGGUGGGACAGAUCAUCAGAGAGAAGGGUCCGUGGACCAACCCCAUAUUACAGGCCAUCCUGAAGGACUCACAACAGCCCCGGGAUGAAGUGGACCGGUACCUAGGCUCAGAGGUGCCAGUGUUCUUCGAGCUGCGUGUUCGUUACCUGCUGUCCAGUGAGAUGUUCACCGAGGCUGUGGUCUUGGCUAAGACCUGCUCUCAGCACCCUGUUGCCGGACGACACCUGUUCUUCAGACAGGCCUACCUCACCUGUCUCUUGAAGGCGUCGCUCCCUCACCAUAUGCACGAAGAGAUGUCUGACAUCGACGGUAAGGAUGCUGUGGAUAUCGUGUGUAACACAGAGAGUGAGGAGAGCGACGAGACGCUUUUGGCCCUCUGCACAGCCUUCCUCGCUCAGCAACUACACAGAGGAGACAUGUACUGCAUGUGGGAUUUGGUGUUCGUAUGGAGUCGACUCCAUCUGCGGGUCAAGCCUUCCAAGCAGGCCUUCCUGGAAGAGAGUCACCGGUUGAUGCUGUCCGCCACCAACAUCAGAUCAAUAUUCUCUUUCAUCAGAGUGAUCCUUGCAGAGCUAGGAAAGGAUGGUCUCCAGUUUUGUGUGGAGCUCUGCACCCACUCCCUCCAGACGAACCCCUGCGACGACGCCACCAAGUCCCUCAUCUACAAGACGGUAGCCUACCUCCUCCCCAACGACCUGGAGGUCUGCCGGGCCUGCGCCCUCCUCGUCUUCUUCCUGGAACGCACCGUGGAGGCCUACAAAACGGUGUUCCUCCUCUACACGCACCCCGACCAGGAGUACCACGCCGAAGCCGGUCCCAUCGGGAACCACAUCCGCUUUGAGAUCCUCCAGACCCUGAAGAGAGGUCUCUACUUCGAUCCAGAGUUCUGGAACCUUUUGAAUCUCCGGACCAACUGCCUGAAGCUGAUGAGCGAGAAGAAGGCGGAGUUGGCGAUGAUGAUGAUGGAGGAGGAUGAUGGGUGGGUGUCCAACUACUGCAGCACCGCCACCAAAGAGCCCUGUUGCAGCUGGAGCGCCGACCUGUCAGAGCGUGUGCAGCCUACACAUGUAGAGACUAAACCAGUACAGACUAAACCAGUACAGAAACACGUUCAGAUUAAACCCUUUCACCAGGUAACGGCGCCCAAAAGGCGGUUCCAAAAAGAAGAGAAGAAUCACGGUUCCACGGCGCCAGCGGCAGCCAAACGUGUCAAAGCUCAAAGGUUGGAAAAGACCUCUGUUGUCGAGCCGCAGCAGCUGCCUGUUAAUCAUGUGACGCCGGUGACGGCGAAAGCUAAGAUAGAGAAGCUGGCUGAACCCCCUGUUGUCGAGGAACAACCUGUAAUAAAAAGAAGAGGGAGGAAGCCAGGGCCAAAGCCGGGACCGCGGUCAUCUGUCAAAACAACAGAGUCGUCAGCCGAGACCUCCUCUGUCAGACGGUCCUUCAGACAACUGGACAUGGCGCAGGAGAACCUGGCCAGGCAAGUCGGUCAUAGACCACAUAGGCACAUGACCAGACUCUCGGAGAAGAAACCUCCCAAACGGAGGGGUAGGAAACCCCGUUGGCUACUGGAGGGUACGUUUCAGGCUGAGAACAGUGCUCCCCGGAAGGGUCGCCAACCAGGGAGGAAACCUCCACAGCAGAAGACCCAGCAGACACCAGUGGACAAGACCAAUAAGACUUCUCAGUCUGGUGCCGCUGUCAAGGAAAGCACAACCAAACAAAAGAAUGCCGUGACCUCACAGAAUAAAAUGGCGGGCGCUCGUCUAACAGCUCCGAGGGAACAGGAAGGUAAACGUCAGAAGGAGAUUCCUGCUACUAACCACCUACCAGCAGUAUCUCCUGCUCAUGACUCAAAGCUGGAGGUCUCCCUACCUGACAACGAAAUAUUUGGGUUCUUCCAUGAGGAUUAUCUCAGUAGGCAAGGACCGGUGACUCUAAACUGUGAUAAAUCUAAGGCACCAAUCCAGGCACAGUAUCGGGUGAAGGAUCGACUCGGAGAGGUGGUUAUCCUUUCCCCUCAGAAUGCCAGUCUCUUCAUACACCAGUUGCACAACUACGCCCAGACGCCGAAGGCGGAAGGUGUCACGUUGAAUACCGAAACCUGUUUGUUGAAAGCGACAGAUGUCCGUCCCUCCCUAAACCAAAGUUGUCUGCCGGUGUCGUGUGACGCUUCGGGGGUAUUUUACCAGACGUCUCCAGUGGAAAUGGAAGUUGAGGUCUCCUCACAAACUGUCCAGGCAACCGCCACUGAUAUGACUUUCACACCACAAGGUGGAGCUGUCGAACACAUCGAAAGACCCAAGAAUGAGGAAGGAUUCUCUACUGAUGCUCAGCAAACAUGUACUCCAUCUGUUCUCGCAGUGAAUGUCAUUGUUCCUAAUAACACAGGAAGAAGAACAAAUACGGAUGUAACUGAUGUUCCAAGGGAACCAACGGAAGUUACGAAUAUUCCAAAAAAGCAAACCGCUUCUGAAGUCAGGGAUAUUUUAGAAUCGUCCAGGAAGUCCGAAGUUACUGAUAUUCUGAAAGAGGCUAUGGAUAUAGCAAACAUUGGUGUGGAUGAAGCAAUGAUGGAUGACGGUGACACUGGCAGCGUCCCUGGAAAGGAAACUCGGGAGCUUGUUGUUCUUACGCCUUUCUGCUGGCUGGCUAAUACCUCAAUGGAUGCGUUUGCCAAAGAGUUUGAAAAGUUUGCCAAGGGUCCGGAUUCUGAUGUUGUCGUAAAGCAGGAGUCAGUGAUACCACAUACCACAGAUAAUGUCUCGCACAAAAAGUUGGAGAUGACAUUGUCAACGGUCUUACCACAGACCACAGAUAAUGUCUCGCACAAAACCUUGGAGACGACAUUGUCAACGGUGUUACCACAGGCCACAGAUAAUGUCUCGCACAAAACCUUGGGGAUGACAUCGUCAACGUCUCCAAAAGUCAUCCCUAAGGCCGUCACAGACCCAGUGGUCCUUGAACACACUUCAAAAGUAACCAAAGUCCAGGACACCCAACUGGACAUUAAGGGUACCUCACAAAACAUGGAGCCGGAGGAUAUCUCAAUGGCCGCUGAGAGCUUCCCACAGUUCACUGAUGAGACCCGGCAGCUUGAGCACCCCCUGAAAGCCACUGUGGGUACUCCAGAGGACCCUGUGGACUCGACACAGGACAAUGACACCCCUCAGAUCACUGAAGCCCCCCCACAGAAUACACAGGACAUAGGACAACUCCCAGAGGACACCCUGAAAGUCACUUUCACUGAAGUCACCCCACAGGCUACUGAGGACUGCACAAAAGCCACUGUGGAUACUCCAGAGACUGUGGACACACUACCACAGAACAUAGAGGAGGACAGCUUGGAGGUAAUUGAGGAUGCCCGGAAAGUCACUGUAGACAGCCAGGAAGUCACUGUAGAUACCUCCGAGCACAUUGAGGAUGCCCUACAAAUACAAAACACUGCAGACACCCUACAGGGCACGCCACAGCUCACAGUGGAUGCCCCAAUGGUCGCUGAAGAGCUCACCAAGAACACACGUGGUGCCAAACAGAACAAUGGGGACACGCCAAAGCUGCAUGAGGACACCCUACAGGACACACCUGUCACUGAGGACACCCCAGGAGUCCGUGAAGAGACGUCACAGGAACCCAAAGAUACCUCAAAGGUCAGCGGAGAUACCCCGAAGGUCUCUGAGGACAUCCUUAAAGUACAUGUGGAUACUCAGAAGGUCCCAGAGGACACCCCACAGAACACACAAGUCAAUGAAGACACCUCAAUGGUCACUGAAGAUACCCCACAGGACACGCAGUACAAUUCACCGGUCACCCCGAAAGUCACUGAAAGUGCUCACACUCCAAAGGUCACCCCAAGAGUCCCUGAAGACACGUCACAGGACCCCAAAGACGCCUCAAAAGUCACUCAAAACUCUCCACAGAAAACACAGGACACCCCAAAAUUCACUAAGGACACCCCAACUGUCUCUGGGGAUAUCGGACAACAUCCCGGAGAUGGCACUCCACAGGAAAAUGAGAACAACCCACUGGCAUAUCGCUGUAGUCUCUGCAACAAGGUUUUCAAAGGCAAACGUGUUAUAGCCCACGCCAUGUACCACUUCCGCAGGGACCAAUGUAUGUUCUGUAGGAUGCUGUUCAAAAACGACCUGCUCGCCAUGAUGCAUCUAUCCCAACACAUCGACAAGUUGAAAAAAGGAAACCUACCGCCUGAUAUUGAGGAGGUUCGUGAGAACUGUAAAGCUGGGAUGUCAGACACGCCUGGACGUUCAACGCAGAGGGGGAGACGGGGACGCAAGAGGAUCCCUGUAAACUCCUCAGAGUCAACUCCUCCGGAUUACAGGAAGCUACGGUCGACCAAUAGGAUCUCAACUGACUCUCAACCUUCACCAGAGACUAAACUCGCAACAGAAGAGUCUGAAGGCAAGCAGUCGACGCAGAGGGUCAAUGGACAGAGGGGCAGAAGACGAGUUAAGGUUGAAGGAACUGAGGGUGAUGGUGAUGCUCGGGCAGAGGAACAAGAAAAGAUCAGUAGGAGGCAAGAGGAGGAGCACUCGGCUCCGGAACAGAGGGAGGAACCCGUGGCGAUCUCUACUUCUCCGGCGACGACAUCGACAGGUGAACAAGGGGGAACCUAUUCCUCUCCUGUGAUGAAGACUUUGGAAGAAGAGGAGAAACCCUGUUCCUCGGCAAAGACCAUGGAGGACAACGCAGAAUCUCAGCCUGUAUCGGUAAAACAGGACAGGCUUUCAGUUUCCCCUCUAGAGACCUCAGUUCAGGGUAAAGAGACUCCCGGCAGCUGCCCUGUGGAGGGAUGCACAGAGAUAUUCACUGGAAAACGUCAUUCUCUCCUCGGACAUAUUCUGGACGAUCACCGCGGCGACGCCAAACCCUUGGAAACGACGUUCCGUCACGGGAAUGGAAAAUGCAAUAUUUGCAAGAAGCCCGUUUUGACUUUGCAGCAUUACCAGCACCACAUUGUAUGGCACGGAGGAUAUCCCAGGCAUCCCUGUCUACAUGAUGGGUGUAAAGCCCGGUUCAGUGCAGCGACAGAAAUGAGGAACCACGCGAAGACCCACCAGCCCCUCCUGGCAGUGUGCUGUUUCCCAGGUUGUCGGGAGCGCCUGGCUUGUCUUCCGGAGCUGAACCGCCACGAACAAGAACACUAUCGUCUUCCGAAGGAAGGGAAGGAUGAAUCUGUUUUCGCUACCCUCGUCACCAAUACCACCUCUGUAAAAGUGACUAGACGGUGUAAGACGAAGAGGAAUAAGCUACAGAAGAUGCAGGGUGUAAAGAAACGAUGGCCUCUUGGAGAAAAGGAGGGAUCGGCAACUGACCUCACUACUACUACUACUACUACUGUAAAGGUAACCAGGAAGUAUGACUUGACCAAGACGUUGAAGAAAACACAGGUUAUAAAGAAACGGAAUGUUCAUAGAGACAAGGACCCUCGUACUACUGACCUCUCUACCGUCUCUGUAAAAGUAACAAAUAAGUUGAAGAAAUUGCAGGUUAAGAGGAAACCGUGUGUUGGUAAGAAAAUGGACGCUCCAACAACUCCAGUCACCACGGCCAAUGAAAAGGCGGAAAAAGUGAGCAAGAAGUUAAAGAUGAUUCAUAAGGUAAAGAAAGCGUGGGCCGUAAAGAGAGAGAACGUUAGCAAAGACAAUUAUACCCCAACUGGUCCAACCACCUCCGCCACAAUUACCGCCACUGAAAAAGUUACCAAAAAGCUACAAUUUUUAAAUAAGUUGAAGAAAAUGCUUGUUAUUCAGAAACCGAACGUUAGCAACGAAAAGGAUACUCAACCUGGUCCAGCCACCGACACGAAAGUGACAAAAAAAUCUAAGGUGACCGAUAAGUUAAAGAAAACACAACUUGUAAAGAAACCGAGUGUUGGAAAAGACCCCAGGAAGAUGUCAGCUGUUAGCACAGACGAGGAUACCCAACCUGUUCCUCCCACCGUCGCUCCAACAGUCACCGAGAAGUUACCCAUGGUGACAGAGAAGGUGAAGAAAACACAAGUUCUAAAGAAACAAAUAGUUAUCAAGGAACCCAAGAAGACAUCAAAAAAGCCCUUGAAGUCAAAGACCUCUGGUCCAGAGAAAGAUGUUAAUAAAGUCACAGACGUGCUGGGAAGUAAAGACAUAGAAGUGGUAGAAAGUAAAUCAAAGGAAGAAGAUAAUAAACCAUCGGUAGAAACAUCAGACUCGACAGCUAGCAGUGUCUGUGACCAGAAGAUGGUUAACGGACAUUUAAAGGUCAUCACUAAAGAAUCACCAAAAUACCAGAAAAGUCUUAAAACAAGCACAGUUUCCAAAUCAAAGAAAUGCGAACCACGAAACCAUAAGCCUGCUACUCCCAAAACCCCUACAAAUACUUCCAAAACCCCUACAAAUACUUCCAAAACCCCUACAAAUACUCCCAAAACACCUAGAAAUACUCCCAAACCCCCUACAAAUACUCCCAAACCCCCUACAAAUACUCCCAAAACCCCUAUCAAGGAGGAAGCGAAAAACUCUACAUUCUUUGGGAAGAUUAACAACAGGCCAUACAUCCGGCCUCCGCCCACGGCCUACCUAGACGAGAGGUACACCACCAUGCCAAAACGCAGGAAAGAGAUGUCCUGGACCACUCGUCUCUCUCCAAUGCGCCCGGACCUGGUGGUGGAGGCAUCGGGGACCACGGCUACACCGUUGGUCUGUAGGAGGCGCUGUGCCAAGUGUUUCUUAUCCUUCGACAGCGGAGAAGAGUUGCAGACGCACCUCUCGCUGAAGAAAUGCACAACCCUUUUCGGUUUCGACUCGGACGAGGAGAGUAGCUGGUGAAGCUGAUGGACAAGAGGACAUGAUUGGAUGUGCUGCUAUGGAAGGGGGGUGUGGGGGAUGUUGAUCCCCCUCCAAAAACCUGCUAGGAGUGUUGAACCCCUUUCUACCCUGCUACCUUACUGAGGGACGACCAGGGUUUACAGGACUCUUAACAUGACUUGCUGGCUAGUCUGGAACAGCCAUGCCAGGCCUCCUCUUGUGACUGAGGCUGGCUAGUCUGGGACAGCCAUGCCAGGCCUCUUGUGACUGAGGCUGGCUAGUCUGGGACAGCUACAAACAGAAGACACCUCUCUCAACCCUGCUACCUUAUUGAAGAGGAUUCUUAAAGCGUUAACUCUUACAUGACUUGCUGACUAGCCUGGUGGGAUGUGACUGAAGUUGGCCUCGGCGGCUACAAACAGAGGACGGAGAACACUAUUAAGGGUUGUGACCAUUCUUCCAUGCUCUGUCUCCCGUGGUCAUAGGAGUAACCUACGACCUUUGAACCCUGACCUAAAAUCCAAAGUUCAGGGGAUUUUGAUUGAUCGACCAGGAAGCGUCUCUAAAGCCUAAAGGACUUAUGAGGCGGACACUAUGAGACCCGGCAGGAUGGUCGGAUAGUUAAUAUAUUCUAUGUUUUCAUUUGUUUUUACCGUAUUUACUUUGGACUGAAGAAGUGCCUGGAACCAACCUGCUACUUCCUGCUUCUCUUCUAUUGGUCAAUGGUCUAGGAGUUUGUGUCCUAAAAUGGCAUAUUAUUCCCUCUAUAGUGCACUACCCUAUGUGGGCCCUGGUCAAAAGUAGUGCACUAUAUAGGGAAUAGUGUUCUAUAGGGCCCUGGUCAAAAGUAGUGCACUAUAUAGGGAAUAGGGUGUCAUUUGGGCCACGGAGACUUAUUGCCGGGGGUCAAGGAAUGACUCUUGAAGCUGUGAGAACUGAUGUUAUGCAGGGAUGUUAACUAUACAAAAUGUUCAGAUAUUUAACACACUAAAAAAAAAAAAAAAAAAUA